UCCAGCUACAACUCUCAAUCCUAAAAUAUACCACAAACCCCGACACAACCACCAUUGCGACGCACAAAUGGCGACGACAUCACCCUUCCCCUUCCCGCGGGAGUACUCCUUCCCGCCCUUCUUCACCCGCCAAACGAACCUGACAACCCACCACGCCCAGCUCGUCAAGUGGUCCGACCUGAUCCUCGCCUACUGCCGCCACCACCGCAUCUUCAAGCUCUCUCUCGGCGCCGCCAUCCCCUCCGCCUCCUCCGCCCUCCCGCACGCCCUGCCGAACCACAGCGCCGCCGCCCCCUCCGCGCUCGCCGAGCAGCCAACCACCUUUUCCCCCGCGACCGCCGCCUCCUCCGCCGCCGCCGCCCCCGAGGAGCUCUUCCACAACAGGGCGCUGAACAAGCGCCUGUCGCUCGCCGACGCCCGCGAGGUCCUCGAAUUCAUGCGCAAGGAAGGCCGCGCCGAGGCCCUGCCCGCCGGCACCGAUGUCUUCUGGGUCUACUGGCGCACCCCCGACGAGUGGGCCGCCUUCGUCGAGGGCUGGAUCGACGAGACGGCGCAGAAGGGUGUCGUCCUGACCCUCUACGAGCUGACCGAGGGCGAGAGCACCAGGGGGACCGAAUUCCACGGCCUCGAUCCCGACUUGCUCGCCAAGGCGCUGCAGAUCCUCGUCAAGCGCGGCAAGGCCCAGAUCUUCGGGCAAGAAGAUUCGCAGGGUGUCAAGUUCUUUUGAUUUGCUCGUUCUCGCUCGGCAACCGACGAGCCAUGGUCUUCUUUUGUUGUUUGCUAUUGUGCCGAACCUCUAACUAGACAUACCACGUUGACACAUUAUUCCCCGAGCGGCCGUAAUAAACACCAAAAGCCCCCCCCCCC
Colletotrichum navitas is the source of this 867-nucleotide messenger RNA. RefSeq names its product ESCRT-II complex subunit. Gene Ontology annotation, molecular function: structural molecule activity; protein homodimerization activity. Gene Ontology annotation, biological process: protein transport to vacuole involved in ubiquitin-dependent protein catabolic process via the multivesicular body sorting pathway. The record is from RefSeq and is a predicted model, not a curated record. NCBI's taxonomy places the organism in Eukaryota, Fungi, Ascomycota, Sordariomycetes, Glomerellales, Glomerellaceae. The transcript has 2 exons. Bases 68 to 727 code for a protein of 219 amino acids. Gene Ontology annotation, cellular component: ESCRT II complex.